GGCCAGGCCCGGGGCGGGUCGCUGCACCCGCCAAGCCUCCCGGCCGCCGGGGCUGGGGUCGCGCUGCCUCGGUUUCCCCUUCCCGCCGCCGCCAGCAUGGACGACGAGCGCAAGGACGGAGCCUACGGAACACCGCAGAAGUAUGACCCAACCUUCAAAGGACCCAUUUAUAACAGGGGCUGCACCGAUGUCAUCUGCUGUGUGUUCCUCCUCCUGGCCAUCGUGGGUUAUGUGGCCGUGGGCAUUGUGGCCUGGACUCAUGGGGACCCUCGGAAGGUGAUCUAUCCCACGGACAGCCGAGGAGAGUUCUGUGGCCAGAAAGGCACCAAAAAUGAGAACAAACCUUACCUGUUCUACUUCAACAUUGUCAAGUGUGCCAGCCCCAUGGUGCUGCUCGAAUUCCAGUGCCCCACGCCCCAGAUCUGUGUGGAGAAGUGCCCGGAUCGGUACCUGACCUACUUGAGUGCUCAAACCGCCACCUCGAAAAAUUACUACAAGCAAUUUUGCGUCCCUGGUUUCCAGGGCAACAAGCCUCCGGCCGAAGUGUUCCGAGAUGGUGAUUGUCCUGCAGUCCUCACCCCCAGCAAGCCCUUGGCCCAGCGCUGCUUCCCGGAUAUUCACGCCCACAAGGGGGUCGUCAUGGUGGGCAACGAGACCACCUAUGAGGAUGGGCACGGUGUCCGGAAGAACGUCACAGAUCUGGUGGAGGGUGCCAAGCAGGCAACUGUGGUGCUGGAGGCGAGGCAGCUGGCCAUGCGCAUCUUCGAGGACUACACGGUUUCCUGGUACUGGAUUAUCAUAGGCCUGGUCAUCGCUAUGCUGCUGAGUCUUCUCUUCAUUGUGCUGCUCCGCUUCCUGGCUGGCAUCAUGGUGUGGGUGAUGAUCGUCAUGGUCAUCCUGGUGCUGGGAUACGGAAUAUUUCACUGUUACAUGGAAUUUGCACGUCUGAGAGGUGAGGCCGGUUCCGACGUGUCGCUAGCGGACCUUGGCUUCCAAUCGGAUAUCCGGGUCUACCUUCACCUGCGGCAGACUUGGAUGGCUUUCAUGAUCAUCCUCAGUGUCCUGGAGGUCAUCAUCAUUCUGCUGCUUAUCUUCCUGCGGAAGAGAAUUCUUAUCGCUAUUGCACUGAUCAAAGAAGCCAGCAGGGCCUUAGGAUAUGUCAUGUGUUCCAUACUCUACCCACUGGUCACUUUCUGCCUUCUCUGCCUCUGCAUCGCCUACUGGGCCUGCACGGCUGUCUUCCUGUCCACGUCCAACGAAGCCGUCUAUAAGAUCUUCAGUGAUAAUAACUGUCCUGUUACUGGGAAAACCUGUAACCCAGAGACCUUCGCCUCCUCCAACGAGUCCCGCUUAUGCCCUGAUGCUCACUGUCAAUUUGCUUUCUACGGAGGGGAAUCGGGGUACCACCGGGCCCUGCUGGGCCUGCAGAUCUUCAACGCCUUCAUGUUCUUCUGGUUGGCCAACUUCGUGCUGGCCCUGGGCCAGGUCACCCUGGCUGGGGCCUUCGCCUCCUACUACUGGGCCCUGAACAAACCUGACGACCUUCCCGCCUUUCCCCUGUUCUCCGCCUUCGGUCGUGCGCUCAGGUACCACACUGGCUCCUUGGCCUUUGGGGCCCUCAUUCUGGCCAUCGUGCAGAUAAUACGUGUCAUCUUGGAAUACUUGGAUCAGCGCCUGAAAGCUUCAGAUAACAAGUUUGUCAAAUUUCUCAUGAUGUGUCUCAAAUGCUGUUUCUGGUGCCUGGAGAAGUUCAUCAAAUUCCUCAAUAGGAAUGCCUACAUCAUGAUUGCCAUCUACGGCACCAACUUCUGCACCUCAGCCAGGAAUGCCUUCUUCCUGCUAAUGAGAAACAUCAUCAGAGUGGCUGUCCUGGACAAAGUCACCGAUUUCCUCUUCCUAUUGGGCAAACUUCUGAUCGUGGGGAGUGUGGGGAUCCUGGCUUUCUUCUUCUUCACCCACCGUAUCAGGAUCGUUCAGGACACAGCGCCCUCCCUCAAUUAUUACUGGGUCCCUAUUCUGACUGUGAUCAUCGGCUCCUACCUGAUUGCUCAUGGCUUCUUCAGCGUCUACGGAAUGUGCGUGGACACCCUCUUUCUCUGCUUCUUGGAGGACCUGGAGCGGAAUGACGGCUCGGCCGAGCGGCCUUACUUCAUGUCUUCCAACCUCAAGAAGCUCUUGAACAAGACCAACAAGAAGGUGGACUCCUAAAGACAGAACCUCCCCCCCCCCAACAGCCCUGUUGGGCUUUAGAGAAGGGGGGGGGGUCCCAGCUUCCCAGCCCUUGGGAGUCUGAAAUCCUUCACUGCCCUUUCCCUCGCCCAAUUCUCCAUCAUUUCCUGAACCAUCAAUUUCUGGAAUAUUUUGGGGGGGGUCACCGCCCUGUGCCAAGGAGGUCCACCGCGGGGGAACCUCAUGACAGCCUCUUUGCCCCCCACCCCAAGACUGCCAGUUACGUGAGUCUGUCUGUGUCUCAUAUCAGGAGGUCUGCCCCUGGGGUGCAUCUUUAUGGCUUCUGAUCCCCCUCUUUAUUAUUAUUAUUAUUGUUAUUUUUAACGGUGCUGGGGAUCGAACCCAGGGCCUCAUGUAAGUAAGGCAGUGAGUGUCCUCCCGCUGACUUUCAUUCCUGAUCCCCAUCUUCAGGGAUACUGACUGGACUAUUUGGGCCCGUAGAUGCCCAGACAAAGAC
Suncus etruscus (white-toothed pygmy shrew) is the source of this 2686-nucleotide messenger RNA. It is a transcript of the gene SLC44A2, whose product is annotated as solute carrier family 44 member 2. The coding region runs from base 97 to 2208 and encodes 703 amino acids. Lineage: Eukaryota; Metazoa; Chordata; Mammalia; Eulipotyphla; Soricidae. Gene Ontology annotation, molecular function: choline transmembrane transporter activity. Gene Ontology annotation, cellular component: membrane. The record is from RefSeq and is a predicted model, not a curated record. The transcript has 22 exons. Gene Ontology annotation, biological process: choline transport; transmembrane transport.